AUGGGCUUCAAGUCAAAACUAAGCGCAAAAGACCUUGAAAAGGCUCAAAGAGAGCUAAACGAAGACCCAAAAACCAGAGAUCAAGCAAUAAAAUCUCUGCGAACAAAGUGCAAAACAUCGCGGAAAAUCCCUAGUGUUUGCUGGCCAAGGCUCGACGAUGGCUUCCUUCUGAGAUUUUUGAGAGUCUCGAAGUUUGACCUUGAUAAGGCGGUUGAUAGACUUGAAAAGUACUUCGAGCUUCAGAAGGAAUGGCCAGAGCUGUAUGGCGAAUCGGUUCAAGUCCACGGCGUCCGCGUUGUUGGCGACCAAGGAUCGUUGAGCUUCGCGCAUAUUCGUGCCACUCCGAUGCGAGUGAACAAAAUGUGGAGCAGAGCUGUUGAUGGAUGCUAUCCUUUCCGAAGCAAGGGAGCUGUCAUGAUAAAGUUCCCUGGUUGGUUCAUGUCUAUUUUCAAUCUCUUCCAGACGUUCAUGUCCCAAAAGAUGAAGGAUAGAAUUGUCUUGAUUGGACGAAAUGAACCGGAUGAGAAGCUUUUCCAGCAUGUUCCGGCGAAAUAUCUUCCUGAAGAUAUGGGAGGAGAAGUGAGCAACAAGAAUCAGGCAGAAUGGACUUGCAAACUCAAGAAACUCGCACCAAAGAUCGAAGCAGAUUUCGCGUAUUUGAAAAGCCACUGCUCCACGACUGGAACUUAUCGAAAAAUUGAAGAUGAUGAUACUGAUAUGCUUGCUGCUAUGGAAAUCGCAAAACUCAAGAUCGAAAACGCUGAAGUAGAAGAAGGAACUGAAUUGUAA
Molecule: messenger RNA, 789 nt
Organism: Oikopleura dioica
Lineage: Eukaryota; Metazoa; Chordata; Appendicularia; Copelata; Oikopleuridae
Source: the annotation of a GenBank genome assembly